Messenger RNA from Raphanus sativus (radish), 2143 nucleotides. Its product is annotated as AP2-like ethylene-responsive transcription factor ANT. The transcript is spliced from 8 exons. Gene Ontology annotation, molecular function: DNA-binding transcription factor activity; DNA binding. Bases 259 to 1929 code for a protein of 556 amino acids. The record is from RefSeq and is a predicted model, not a curated record. Lineage: Eukaryota; Viridiplantae; Streptophyta; Magnoliopsida; Brassicales; Brassicaceae. Gene Ontology annotation, biological process: regulation of DNA-templated transcription.
UGCUUUGCUCUUCUCUCUUUAUCCUUUCAAAAACCCUCUCUUAUAUUCUAAAGCCCCUUCCUCUCUUUUUUCUUAUCAUCCGAAACAAAGAUAAAACAAAACUUUGAGUUUUCUUAUAAGCUUACAGAAAGAGAGAAAAAAAAAAGAUGAUGUAUUCGUUGUUUAGCCAAUGAUUACUAAUUAGCUGACCACUUCGAGAGAUUUAAAAACAAAAACGAGAGAGAGAACAAAGAGAUACAUUAUAGAAAGAAAAGAAGAAUGAAGUCCUUUUGUGAUAAUGAUGAUAAUAAUCAUGGCAACACGACUAAUUUGUUAGGGUUUUCUUUGUCUUCAAAUAUGUUGAAAAUGGGAGGAGGAGAAGCUCUUUACUCAUCUUCCUCUUCUUCAGCUGCUACAUCUUCUGUUCCACCACAACUUGUUGUUAGUGAUAACAGUAGCAACUAUGGAGUUUGCUAUGGAUCUAACUCAGCAGCUGGGGGAAUGUAUUCUCAAAUGUCUGUGAUGCCACUCAGAUCUGACGGCUCUCUUUGCUUAAUGGAAGCUCUCAACAGAUCUUCUCACUCAAAUCAGCAUCACCAUUCUCAAGUUUCACCCCCAAAGAUGGAGGAUUUCUUUGGGACCCAUCACAACAAUACAAGUAACAAAGAAGCCAUGGAUCUCAGCUUAGAUAGUUUAUUCUACAAUAGCACUCAUGAGCCAAACAGCAACACAAACUUUCAAGAGUUUUUUAGCUUCCCACAAGCCAGAAACCACCAUGAGGAAGAAACAAGAAGUUACCAGAAUGACCCUGGUUUGACACAUGGAGGAGGUUCCUUUAAUGUAGGGGUAUAUGGGGAAUUUCAACAGUCACUGAGUUUGUCCAUGAGCCCUGGGUCACAAUCUAGCUGCAUCACUGGCACUCACCACCACCAAAACCAAAACCACCAAACUCAAAACCACCAUCAGAUCUCUGAAGCUUUGGUGGAGACAAGUGUUGGAUUUGAGACAACAACAAUGGUGGCUGCUGCCAAGAAGAAGAGAGGACAAGAUGAAGUAAUGGUUGUUGGACCGAAACAGAUUGUUCACAGAAAAUCUAUUGACACUUUCGGACAACGAACUUCUCAAUACCGAGGCGUUACAAGACACAGAUGGACUGGUAGGUAUGAAGCUCAUCUAUGGGACAAUAGUUUCAAGAAGGAAGGUCAUAGCAGAAAAGGAAGACAAGUUUAUCUUGGAGGUUAUGAUAUGGAGGAGAAAGCUGCUCGAGCAUAUGAUCUAGCUGCACUCAAGUACUGGGGUCCCUCUACUCACACCAAUUUCUCUGUGGAGAAUUAUCAGCAAGAGAUUGAGGACAUGAAGAACAUGACUAGACAAGAAUAUGUUGCUCACUUGAGAAGGAAAAGCAGUGGUUUCUCUAGGGGUGCUUCCAUCUAUAGAGGAGUCACAAGACAUCACCAGCAUGGAAGGUGGCAAGCUCGGAUCGGUAGAGUCGCCGGAAACAAAGAUCUCUACCUUGGAACUUUUGGAACUCAAGAAGAAGCUGCGGAAGCCUAUGAUGUAGCAGCUAUCAAGUUCCGUGGCACAAACGCUGUGACUAACUUUGAUAUAACAAGGUACGACGUUGAUCGCAUAAUGGCUAGUAACACACUCUUGUCUGGAGAGUUAGCUAGAAGGAACAUCAACAGCAUCGUGGUUCGCAACAACAACAACAACGAAGAAACCGCUGUUAACGCUGUCGUGGACGGUGGUUCCAACAAAGAAGUGAGUAGUCCGGAGAGAGUUUUGAGUUUUCCCGCGAUUUUUACGUUGCCGCAAGUUGGUCAGAAGGUGUUUGGCGCAAAUGUGGUAGGAAACAUGAGUUCUUGGACUACGAACCCUAAUGCUGAGCUCAAGGCCGUUUCGCAUACUUUGCCUCAGAUGCCGGUGUUCGCUGCGUGGGCCGAUUCUUGAUCCAAUCUAAAUUCCUUACUAUGGUUUUCUCGGUUUAGUUGCCAAGUGUUUCAGUUUAUCUACGGUUUUACCCGGUUUGAAUUAAAAUUCAGUUUAGUUUAUCGGUAUAAAUAGUCUUUUCUUAGGACCGGUAUAUGUUUCUUUUGAGUAGUAUUCAUGUGAAACAGAAUGAAUCUCUCUAUAACAUAUGAUUUCAAUGAACUUAUUUCUAUAA